This is a messenger RNA of Cladophialophora immunda, 679 nucleotides long. RefSeq lists its product as uncharacterized. The record is from RefSeq and is a predicted model, not a curated record. The coding region runs from base 178 to 429 and encodes 83 amino acids. The transcript has a single exon. Lineage: Eukaryota; Fungi; Ascomycota; Eurotiomycetes; Chaetothyriales; Herpotrichiellaceae.
GGCGAUUAUUACUCCAUCAUCCUACUAAACAACGCCUCAAGUACAGAGUAUCUGAUCAAGCCUCCUGAUCCAGUUCCCACUCCAUAACCUCCCACAAGACAGUACACUUUCAACGCCUAUCACUUUCCAAAUCGCCCAACACUCUUCCACCACUUCAGACUUCGUCACUCCGCAACAAUGGUUGCCAUCGCUCUCGCCCUCGGCGCCGCCAUCUAUUUCACUGCCGAAAAAGUGCGCGACCACAAGAAAAAGAAGCAAGUCUUGAAAGCUCAACAAGCUCCGCGAGCGGACUCAGUUGCACCAGCCUCCCCGUUCGAGAACAACGCAGCCCGCCGCUCGGGAGAAUCGCUCCCACCAUAUGUGGUGUUCAGAGAACCUCCAGCGUACCAAGUUAAAGACCAACACCACGAACUUAAGGUCGCCAACUAAGCCCCCCCGCCGCCCCGGUCAGCGGCGCGUGGGACUUUCGAAGGCGCUUAGACGGAGCCGGAGGUUUGGACGGAGCCAGGUUUUAGACAUCGCGGGGGGAAGAGGGGGCGUUCGGAUCUUCUAGCAUGUUGGCGUUCCCUUGCAUCUUGUUUCCGAGGGGUAUAGCGUCGAGGAAUUUGUCAGGAGAUUUCCCCAUUAGACACUGGCAUCGGGGUCAUUGGACGAGUUGCACAUAGCCAUUAAUAUUGAU